Molecule: messenger RNA, 1077 nt
Organism: Galendromus occidentalis (western predatory mite)
Lineage: Eukaryota; Metazoa; Arthropoda; Arachnida; Mesostigmata; Phytoseiidae
Exons: 5
Coding region: 71-877 (268 amino acids)
Source: RefSeq, a predicted model, not a curated record
GGAUGUAAUCGCGCCGAAUCGUCGGCACGGGUCACAACAUAUCCUGGGAACAUCUCACCAACGGACGGAAAUGGCUCCUACGAACAGAACUUCGCUCCGGAAUGCUUCCAAAGCUUUCAGAACAAUUAUCGCCUCGCCGGCGAGCUUCAUUCGAAAGAGACUGCGUCGCGAUGUUCCGAAGCGUAACUUGAAGCUCGCGCUCAGCCCCCUAUCGAACGCCGUGUGCUCACACAAACCAGUGGGCAUCGGAAAGUUCGCGGAGGACGAAGCCGCUCGAGCUCUUUGCGACCUUUUCACCGAAGAUGCAAGCUCUUACGCCGAUUGGGCCGGAAUGUUCCUGGACGAAUUAGGCGAUCGACUAGCGGCGAUGUCCCGAAUGUGGGAGCCCGCGCUGGAAGUCAUGAAAGCGGGAACGGGGUUCUCUCGGAGCGAUCAUAACACCUUGAGGAAGUUUCAUUUCCAAACAUUAGCGAAUCUCUCUGAAAUGGCGGAGUCAGUGACACGAAGCAAUUGGUCGAAACCGAGAGUCAAGCUCUCGUGUCGAUAUCAUCAAGACCUAGAUGAAAUCUAUUUCCAAAUUUGUCAUUGCCACGAAGACAUCCGGAGACUGGUGGGAUUCAUCGGCAGCUACAUCGAGAAAUGUGAAACACCCACGGUGCUGUACGGAGUCAAAUGCCGCCUCGAUGUAAGAAUAAAACUUCGAGACGUCGACAUCGAAUUCGAUCGGGCCAUCGAUGCGCUCCAACAAACACGACGACGAUUCGAGGAUCAGCUCGAGCAGCUUUUCGAGGAUUUGCGGAAAACCUCAAGCGCCAUUUCAGAAUAUCUCGCUGCGGUCAGAGAGUCCGCGAAGGCAGUCCGCGGCAACUUAGCUUAGAUCACGUGUAUAUAUUGUACUCAAGUGGUUUGUGGAAUCUAGGAUCUCAAACUCGGUCGGGGGAGAAACUCGAUACAAUAUCUUGUGGAGGAUUCUGUAGGGCUCGUUCUAGUCGAUUGGAUCUCAUCCUGGAAGAUAGCAUGAAUACUAGUCAGCAAUAUUUCGUAACAAUUACCAUAAAUUUUACAUUGCAUAAAAAC